Messenger RNA from Cetraspora pellucida, 2544 nucleotides. The record is from the annotation of a GenBank genome assembly. Lineage: Eukaryota; Fungi; Glomeromycota; Glomeromycetes; Diversisporales; Gigasporaceae.
AUGGGCGAACAUUAUAAAACUGGUUACCAUGUUAAUAGCUUGAAAAAUCAGUCACGCGCUUGCGUCUUCAUAGAUUCUAGCGAUCCUACGUUACCAAAUCAGGUAAUCAACGAUGCAAGGCCAUUCAUAAAAUUACCUUUCCCUCCAACGAUCGAUCCGCGUGAUUUAAUUACCGUCCUUCCUGAUGGUCGUGUUCCUACCCGUGCCCCUAAUGCCUUUAUUAUAUAUCGUCGUGCUUUUAUUGAAGCUGCUAGAGCCGAGGGUUAUAAUUUUCCGAUGAAUGUAAUUUCAUCAAUGACAUCACAAUCAUGGGAACAAGAACCUCAAUUUGUUAAAAACGAAUAUCGAAGGCUUGGUAAGGAAGCUUAUAACAGACGUAAUGAGAUUCCUGAACAGAGCUCUGAGCAAAAUUCUGAACAAAGUUCUGAACAGAGCUUUGAACGGAGCCUUAAACAAAGCUUUGAACGGAGCUCUGAACAGAGAUCUGAACAGAGAUCUGAACAGAGCCCCGAACAGAGCCCUGAACAGAGCCCUGAACAGAAAAUUGAACAGAGUCCUGAACAAAGUCCCAAACAGAGCUUCGAACAGGAACCUAAAAAUUCGAAUGACAGUUCUCCAAUUAUCAACAAUGAUCCUGGCUUUCAUUAUGAUUACUCAUACUUUUCCGAUGGUACUAUCGAAGAAUCACCCCUUCAAACACCAGUUCGUGAAACCUUUGAACAUCAUUUUGAAUCUUUACCUUCAUUCGACAAUAAUAUUUACACAAUUUCGAGCGAUCAAAAUGGACUUGAAGAAAUCCAUAAAUAUACAACAAAUAACGUUAACAAUCAACUAUCUUCGAACCCACUUGGAAUUCAUGAGAAUUUAUUCACAACAGAGGCGGAUAUGUUCGUAUUGUCUAAUUCCAAUGAGCUGCCCAUUAUAUUUGAUAACGUUACGACAUUAUAUCAAGGAGAUUUGAGAAUUGAUUUACCUUGCGGAGUGGAUUUUGCGAAUCGGACUGCAAUUACAAGCGAUUUAACCUCAUUUUCUCGUUAUAUUCAUAAUGAUUCACCGAGAAAUACUGCCUGGAAUAGAAAUGCAAUGCGUGAUUAUUUAAAUAUAGAUAUGACUCAGUUUGGUCAGAAUAAUCAGAUUUCGGAUUGGAACUCUCGAGGUGGUUUAACUGGAGAAUUAUUAUUUUCAACUACCACAUCAUCCAAAGCUGAACCAAUACAAUACACUUCUUUGAAUCCUAAUUUUCGUACCAUUUCACCCAAUAAUGUAGCUCCACCACCACCUACCACUGUUAAUUCUUCUACUACACAAUCUUUUCCUCAAACAUCCAUAAAACCUACCGGACAAUACAGAGCUUAUUCUCCACAACAUUUUUAUCAGAAUCGAAUUCUUGAUCAAUAUGCAUCUCAAUCCAUCAACCCAAUUACUCUUAGACAACUUAUAGUAUUUGGUCGUAAUUUGACUGAAGAAAGAAUUAUUAAAAGUGGGAAUUAUGUUAGAAGUGAGCUUCCUGUACGAAUAGCUCAUAGAAUAAGAGAUUUCCAAAAUUUACCUUUUAUCGUGGGAACAAAUCCUCAUCUUGCUAGAGUUUAUGAUCUAUAUUGGCUUGCAUUUGAGAGAUUAAGAAAAAUUCCUCCUAUAAGAACUAUUGAAGAAAAUAAUGAAUGGUGUGAAACUAUAAAAAAUUUGUUAAAAGAUCAUUUAGUGGUAAUUCCUCAAUUAGCGAUGGGUAUAAUGGAAUGUUCGGAGCAUUUAUCAGGAGAACAAAUAGAUCGAUUUAUGAAUACAAUGUUAAGAUCACGUAUUUCAAGAAGAGUUUUGGCCGAACAACAAAUUGCUUUAACUGAAAAUUGGCAUGAUCCUGGCUAUUCUUAUGAUCAAAGUGAGAAUGAUGGAUGGAUUGGUGUUAUAUCAACUCAUUGUGAGGCUAAAGAAGUCGUGGAAAAAUGUGCCAAAAUGACAAGAAGUUUUUAUAAAACUUAUUAUAAUGUUGAACCACCACAAGUUCUUGUCGAUGGUCAAGUGGAUACUACUUUUGCUUACAUACCAGAUCACAUAGAAUAUAUUAUCUAUGAAUUGUUAAAGAAUUCUAUAAGAGGGGUAAUAGAGAAACAUUCUCCUUCAAUAUUAUCAACCUCUCAAUCUCCGUCAAAACAAAUGCUCGAAUCUUCACAACUUUUUCCAUCCAUCACUGUGACAGUAUGUUCUGGUCCAACGGAUUUAUAUUUCCGUGUGUCAGAUCAAGGUGGUGGUAUACCUGAUAAGCUAUAUCCUUAUAUUUGGUCAUUUGCGAGUAAAAGUAAUGAUAAAAAAAUUUUACAUAAAUUUACAAACUUUUCAAAAGUACCACAAAUGGCUGCCAGAGUAGAAGAAUAUGAAAGACAUAUUGUACCUCCUGAUUUAAGCCUUGGCAUAGGUUUACCAAUGAGUAAAGUUUAUGCUGAAUAUUGGGGUGGUGGUUUAAAUAUUUAUAGCUUGGAUGGUUAUGGUGUUGAUGCAUAUGUUAAAAUUACUAAAUUAGGAAAUAGAACAGAAAAUUUGGUUUAA